This is a messenger RNA of Miniopterus natalensis, 986 nucleotides long. The record is from RefSeq and is a predicted model, not a curated record. Lineage: Eukaryota; Metazoa; Chordata; Mammalia; Chiroptera; Miniopteridae.
AUGCGGGAACCUGCGUGGGAGCGGGGUCCCCGGAGGCCCCAGGACAGGGAGGGCGUGUCUGACGACUCGGGCCCGACCUGGGAGAAGGCGGUGCGCGAGGCCAAGCUACAGAAGUUCGACCUGUUCCCCAAGGCGCUGCUCCAAGCAGGCCGCCCGGGCAGCCCGCCGCCGCCUCCCGGGAAGCCCUUAUCCCCCGACGGCGUGGACUCGGGUCCGGGGACAUCAUCCCCGGAGGUGCGGCCGGGCUCGGGCUCCGAGAACGGCGACGGCGAGUCCUUUUCGGGGUCGCCCCUGACCCGCGCCUCCAAGGAGGCGGGUGGCAGCGGCCCGGGCAGCGCUGGCCCGGGAGGCGGCGGCGAGGAGGACAGCCCGGGUUCCGCCAGCCCUCUGGGCUCUGAGUCCGGUUCGGAGGCCGACAGGGAAGAGGCAGAGGCCCCGUCCGUGCCAGGGCUGGGCGGGGGCCCGGGUCCGAGGCAGCGGACGCCGCUGGACAUCUUGACGCGCGUCUUCCCGGGCCACCGGCGCGGCGUCCUGGAGCUGGUGCUGCAGGGCUGCGGCGGCGACGUGUCCGCGGCGGCGCACAGCCGCGGGCUGGCCUUCAUGGCCCCCUACUCCACCGCGGGCCUGGUGCCCACCCUCGGCUUCCGCCCGCCCAUGGACUACGCCUUCAGCGACCUCAUGCGCGACCGCUCGGCCGCCGCCGCCGUGCACAAGGAGCCGUCCUACGGCGGCGGCCUGUACGGGCCCAUGGUCAACGGCACCCCCGAGAAGCAGUAGGGCGAGGGGCCUGGCGGCUGGGCGGCCCCAAACAGGGACCCCAGCCUCGUCCCCUUUGCCCGGUGCGCGCUCUGCGUCCCAGCUGAGGCCCUUUCGCGCCAAGGUGGUUUUAAGUUUUGUUUUGAAGGGUGGGUGGGGGAGCUGGGCAGAGAGGAGCAGCUGCGGAUGCAGAAGUUCUCGCGGGAGGGGCGAGGCGCGGACCGUCACCC